This is a messenger RNA of Ostreobium quekettii, 417 nucleotides long. Lineage: Eukaryota; Viridiplantae; Chlorophyta; Ulvophyceae; Bryopsidales; Ostreobiaceae. The record is from the annotation of a GenBank genome assembly.
CCACCACGCUACCCAACAGACAUAGCAGUCAAGGAGGCAUCACCAACAACAGAUGUGUCCAACAAAAGGUUGGACAGAGGCUCUAAUUCUACAAUUGUGGACUCUCCCACUGCAACCCCAGUGGGUUGGAAUGCAGGAAAGGAUCUGGCUAUCGAAGGAUUGUCUGCACCAAGCUCAGUACCUACACCAGAUCUUCCCACAAGUGCAAUGGCUGAAGAGAGCUCAUCAUGGGCAAGCACAUCCAGCAGAAGGUUGGAAGAGGGCAUAAGUUCACCAGCUGGAGAGAGUGAUGUUGCACAUUUACUGUGCUGGAAUGCAUUGAGUGGAGAGCAGCUGGUGGAAGCAGCCAAGAAGGGUGACCUUGCAGCAGUCGAGAUGAUGCUAGACAAGGGAGUGGGUGUUGAUACCAAGAACAAU